Messenger RNA from Thamnophis elegans (Western terrestrial garter snake), 6358 nucleotides. It is a transcript of the gene SLC8A1, whose product is annotated as solute carrier family 8 member A1. Lineage: Eukaryota; Metazoa; Chordata; Lepidosauria; Squamata; Natricidae. Gene Ontology annotation, molecular function: calcium:sodium antiporter activity. Gene Ontology annotation, biological process: cell communication; sodium ion transmembrane transport; calcium ion import across plasma membrane. The record is from RefSeq and is a predicted model, not a curated record. Gene Ontology annotation, cellular component: sarcolemma; postsynapse; axon.
UUGGAAAUUGGUCUGACAGAACAAUCAUGAAUGGAUUAAGGAAUUCAACUGCCUUGCCUGGUGGUCUUCUCCUUUUAAUUGUUGCAUUUUUGCUAUGCCAUGUGGACAAAGUACAUACAGAACAUCAACCUGAAGAAACCAACCAUUCAGCAGAAUGUUCUGGUUCCUAUAUCUGUAAGAAAGGUGUAAUUUUGCCAAUUUGGGAACCUCAAGAUCCUUCAUUUGGUGAUAAAAUAGCAAGAGCUACUGUAUACUUUGUGGCCAUGGUCUACAUGUUUCUAGGAGUAUCUAUUAUAGCAGAUCGUUUCAUGUCAUCCAUAGAAGUUAUUACUUCCCAAGAGAGAGAGAUAACAAUCAAGAAACCCAAUGGUGAGACCAGCAAGACAACAGUAAGAAUUUGGAAUGAAACUGUAUCGAACUUAACAUUGAUGGCUUUGGGCUCUUCUGCACCUGAGAUCCUCCUAUCUGUCAUUGAAGUGUGUGGCCAUGGCUUCAAGGCAGGAGACCUUGGACCAAGCACUAUUGUAGGAAGUGCUGCCUUUAAUAUGUUUGUCAUUAUAGCCAUUUGUGUUUAUGUUGUUCCUGAUGGAGAAAUCAGGAAGAUUAAGCAUCUUCGUGUGUUUUUUGUCACUGCAGCUUGGAGCAUUUUUGCCUAUACUUGGCUGUAUUUAAUUUUGUCAGUUAUAUCACCUGGGGAAGUAGAAGUCUGGGAAAGUUUACUCACUUUCUUCUUUUUUCCUAUCUGUGUCGUGUUUGCAUGGGUUGCUGAUCGAAGGCUUUUAUUCUACAAGUAUGUAUACAAGAAAUACAGAGCUGGAAAGCAGAGAGGCAUGAUAAUUGAACAUGAGGGUGAAGGGCCACAAUCUAAGGCUGAUAUUGAAAUGGAUGGAAAGAUAGUUAAUUCCCAUGUUGAAAGUUUCUUGGAUGGCACUCUGGUCCUAGAGGUGGAUGAGAAGGAUCAAGACGAUGAAGAAGCAAGGAGAGAAAUGGCUAGAAUCCUGAAAGAAUUGAAACAGAAGCAUCCAGACAAAGAGAUUGAACAGCUAAUAGAACUAGCUAAUUAUCAAGUUCUGAGUCAGCAACAAAAGAGUCGCGCCUUUUAUCGCAUUCAGGCUACUCGGUUAAUGACUGGAGCUGGUAACAUAUUGAAGCGACAUGCAGCUGACCAAGCACGAAAAGCAGUCAGCAUGCAUGAGGUCAACUGUGAAGUGGCAGACAAUGACCCUGUCAGUAAGAUCUAUUUUGAGCAGAGCACCUACCAGUGCCUUGAGAACUGUGGCACAGUAGCUCUAACAAUUGCCCGUCGAGGUGGUGAUUUGACCAAAACAGUCUUGGUUGAUUUCAGAACAGAAGAUGGUACAGCCAAUGCAGGGUCUGAUUACGAGUUUACAGAAGGAACAGUGGUAUUUAAGCCAGGUGAGACGCAAAAAGAAAUAAGAGUUGGUAUAAUUGAUGAUGACAUAUUUGAGGAAGAUGAGAAUUUCCUUGUUCACCUCAAUAAUGUGAAAGUGUCAGAACGAUCUGAGGAAGGUGUUCUAGACGGCAACCACGUUGCAACUGUGGCUUGUCUGGGGUCACCUGCUACAGCGACUGUUACAAUCUUUGAUGAUGAUCAUGCUGGCAUAUUUACUUUUGAGGAACCAGUCACUCAUGUAAGUGAGAGCGUGGGGACCAUGGAAGUGAAAGUGCUACGGACAUCUGGAGCUCGAGGAAAUGUUAUUGUGCCAUACAAAACAAUUGAAGGCACAGCCAAAGGAGGUGGAGAGGACUUCGAGGACACCUGUGGAGAGCUUGAAUUUCAGAAUGAUGAGAUUGUGAAAUACAUUACCCUUAGAAUACUUGACCGUGAGGAAUAUGAGAAAGAGUGCAGUUUCUUCCUUGUGCUUGAGGAACCAAUAUGGAUACGAAGAAGAAUGAAAGGUGGCUUCACAAUUACAGAAGAGAACGAAGAGAAGCAGCCUCUGACAGGCAAAGAGGAGGAAGAACGCCGCAUUGCUGAAAUGGGGCGCCCCAUCCUGGGGGAGCACACAAAGCUGGAAGUGAUUAUUGAAGAGUCCUACGAGUUCAAGAACACUGUGGACAAGCUUAUUAAGAAGACAAAUUUAGCUCUUGUGGUUGGAACAAACAGCUGGAGAGAGCAGUUCAUUGAGGCUAUCACUGUUAGUGCUGGAGAGGAUGAUGAUGAUGAUGAAUGUGGCGAAGAGAAGCUACCAUCCUGCUUUGAUUAUGUGAUGCACUUUCUGACCGUCUUCUGGAAAGUCCUUUUUGCCUUUGUGCCCCCGACAGACUACUGGAAUGGUUGGGCUUGUUUUGUAGUGUCCAUCCUCAUGAUUGGCCUUCUCACAGCUUUCAUUGGGGAUUUGGCAUCCCAUUUUGGCUGCACAAUUGGCCUGAAGGAUUCUGUAACUGCAGUCGUAUUUGUUGCAUUGGGAACUUCAGUACCAGAUACAUUUGCCAGCAAAGUAGCAGCAACACAAGAUCAAUAUGCAGAUGCUUCUAUAGGUAAUGUCACUGGUAGCAACGCUGUGAGUUUCCUGGGAAUCGGCGUAGCCUGGUCCAUUGCUGCAAUCUACCAUGCAGCCAAAGGGGAGACAUUUGCAGUCCAACCAGGCAACCUGGCUUUCUCUGUCACCCUCUUCACUAUUGCUUUCAUCAGUGUUGGUGUGCUCCUCUACCGGCGAAGACCAGAGAUUGGAGGUGAGCUAGGUGGGCCACGGACUGCCAAGAUUUUGACCUCAAGCCUCUUUGUGCUGCUCUGGCUCUUGUACAUAUUUUUCUCAUCUAUGGAAGCCUACUGCCACAUAAAGGGCUUCUAAAGAAACAAUUGAAGAUAAUAUCUAUCUAUAUAUAUAUAUAUAUAAUACAUAUAUAUAUAGAAAGAGAGAUAUAGAGAUAUAGAUCUAAUAUUAUUGAACAGAGAAGAAAAGACAUUUGCCAUGUUCACUUACCUAUUGAUGGAAUGUAGCUUUGUGGUAGGAGUUUGAAAUCUGCAGGAGUCUUCACCAGGAGGAGCAGCAUUGCAAUGGAGACGUGGAUGCAGGGCCAUCUUUGCAACUCAGCCUACAAGGUCAUGAUGGAGUUAUUUUGUAUUUCCCUUUCCCCUCCCUCUCUAAGGAGCAGUUGGAUGUCAAAGGGGGUUGUUUGGAAAGACUAACAACCAACUUUAAGUUAUAUCAUAUUGGGCGAAGGACUUAAGUGGGAGUUCUUGACUUUCUGACCAAUAUCUUUGUUGCCUUCUUCAUUAACUCAAGAACAAGCUGAAUCACCACCCUCAAUGACACAUGUGAGUCUAGAGUGACCAACACAAUCCAAGGGGGUUCCAACCCUAUGCUGUUUAUGGGGAGGAUAAUUUUGCUUGAGGUUUUGUUUUGUUUGUUUUUAUUUUUGUUUUGAUCCCUCCUUAACUGCCUGGUUGUUCAGAUGUUAUUAAACCACAGAUAACCCUUUCCCAUUUUUUUUCAGAACUCUAUUUAUGACCAGCACUCUCUUAAAAGAAAAAUAGCCACCUAAACCAUAUUUAAUCAAUUCUCCGUUUGCUCCAGACUGUGGAUUAUAGACUCAUGCCCGAAGCCCUAGCAUUUUUUCCUGUAUUUCUGACAUAUUUUGUCAGAUAAAUUUCAGUUCCCUCCUAUGCCCUUUCCAUCUACCAAUAUUUGCUGCUAUGCUCCUUCUCAUACUCCAAAUUGGGAAUGCUUUCAUUGUACUUGUUGUAAUACUUUGCAUGAAUGAAGCAAACCAUAAUCUGUAAUAUAGCAUUGAAUAGUGAUAGUGAAGCUGACCGACCAUUGAAAAUGCAAGCGUGUUUCUUUCCAUAUCUUUUCUUUUCAAUGAACAGAGUGAGAGUCCAGAAAUGGCUGGUAUUCAUUCUGUUGUUCAGUAUAAGGUUCCUAAGAAGCAAUAACCAAGAGCUGGAGAAAGUCUUAGGUUUUAAAGGAAGAAACUGUGCAAGUUUCAUCACAUAGAAAGGGAUCUGUUUACCAGUCAAGUACAAGGACUCGGAAAGUUGUUUAUACUGAGUCAAGCCGGUGACCUAUCUAGCCCAGGACUCUCACUUAGAGUGAUUCUCUGAGAUCUCAGGGAGAAGCUUAUCCAGCCUGUAACUAUUUUAACUGGUGAUUCCAUGAAUUGAAUUGUUGGAUAGUUGACAUGCUAGCAUGUGCUUUACCACUGAGUUGUGGAUGAAUUUAGCCUGUUUAUUACUAGACUGUUGGAAUUAAUUGGGACUUAAUGUUCAUUUUAAGUAUGAACAGCUGUGUUUAACCCUAAAUCACCAGAACAUCCUUGAGCUUUUUUUUCAGUCACCCAUUUUACACAGAGUAUUUAUGCUGCAUGUGCUCCAGAUGCCAAUUCUUUGGUCUCUUGCAUUGCUUAUUCUCUCUGAUCCUGCUCUUGCUCUAUGGAAAUCGCUGACAUUUGUAAAGGGCAACCCACCCUCAGAAUACUGUAAUUCAAAUUAAUUUUUCCAUGCUGGAGUUAAAAAGUUCUACUACCCAUUGGCCUUCAGAACAACAAUGGGUCCUAGCAAGAAAUGUGGCACUAUCUGCAUUGUCUGGCAGUGAAUUGGCAUUUAGCUCCAUAAAUUAAAAAGUAUCAGUAUUGUUGUAGACAUUGAUGAGUACAUGUGAACAAUGUACAUAUCAAUGUUCAGAGUAGAUUAAUGUACCAAAAAGGAGCUUUACUUGGGAACUAUCAUUCAGGGGCAGUGCAACUGAACAGUCCAAUGAUAUUUAUUUCGUAGCUAGUUUGUCUAUUGAUUUCUCCAUACGCUGUCUUUCUAUUAUUAUUAUUUUUCAUUUUUCAGAAUUAUCUCACCACUACAUCUGAAAUAUCUAAAGCAAGCAAAUCUAAACGGGGAUUAGAGAGAAUGAAACUUAUUGAAACAAUUCAUUUUCCUCGUUUCUGUUUCUUUCUUUCUGUUUUUUUUUUAAUUCUCUUUAUGGGUGCCAGAGAAGUAAAAUGUGCAUGGCUUUGCUGCUUCCCUAGUCACACGGAAGCAGUGUGGGUAGCCAUGAGCAGUACAGGGUUUAUACCUUAAAAAUCGUCAUAUAAACACUGUUAUUGCAGUUGUAACCGCACAAUAGCCUGUUCUGAAAAAGGAAACUGACAAGUAAUUAGGGGAAAAACAAAGCCAUUGAUGUUCCAUAUCAUAAAAAUAUAGUCAUGUUUACAAUGAUAAGGAGCUGUUCUCUAAAUAUCAAUGGAGAAUCUAUGGGCCUUUGGAUAUUAUUGGACUCCAGUUCCCAGCAGUAUGGCCAGUAGUUCAGAAUCAUGGGAGUGAUAUUCAGUAAUAUUUGAAGAGUCUCAGGUUAAUCCAUCUCCAAUUGGAAAAUGAAAAGAUAUAUAUGUAAAAUAUAUUUCUCAUUGUCACUUAGCAGUGCUGCUGGAUGUUGGUUGAAAAAAAAUCUGUAGACAUAUUUCCAAGUAUUUCUCCCCAAUAUAUAAUGAUAUUCUUUUGGGAGUUUGUAAUUUCUCCUUUAUUCACGGGGGGGGGGGGGGGGUGUAUGACUGAUAAUAAACAAUUCUUCUAUCACCCAUUUUCUCAUGGAUACUUUCUCAUACACAUACGGUAUAUUACGGUAAGCGAAGUGACUGUAUGAAUUCACAUCCUUAAAAUCCUACUAUCCUUAAAUCAUACAACCACCGAUUUGGAAAUGACCUGCUCAGUGCAUUAAUUAAAUGGAAAAAACCAGAAUACCAAUGCUGUAGAAAAAAAAUCACUCUAUAAAACUGCAAAAACAUUAGGCAUAUUUCAAGCCGUGGGGAAACUAAUUGUAAUACCAUAUAAUGGACUGAGUGAAUAAAGCAAAAUAAGAGAUGGAUUUCUUUUUAUCACGUUAGAAUUUCAUACUAGAUUUUUAUCUGUAUAUGGUAGCCCAGACUCAUUGAAAUUAAUGGUACGUUUGCCGGAGUAAUGAAUUGGAUGCCUCAGGUAUUUAGGGAUUCCACUCAAUACAAUGCCUAGCAUUUUCCCAUUCAUUUCAAUGCAGAGGCUACCUGUGCAGAUGCUGUUUCAUUUGUGCAUGACAUGUGCACACAGAAAGCUUUAAAAGGCCUAGUCUACAUCACCAGUGAAUGUACACAUUAACUGUAACUAUCUCAGAUCCUUAAUGGCAUCUUUUAAUCUAGCUAUAAAACUAAAAAAUAAAAGUUGUUCUCACAUCACCUGGUUAAAAAGAUGAAAGUUAGACUAGGCUUUCAAUCAUUUUGAACAAUCUGUGGAAUGCUUGAAUUCUGAGUUUUCCUUUUAUUUAUUUUUCUGUAAAUUGUUUUUCACUUUUGAAGGCUUUUUGUUCUCUGUUAAUUUCAUUUGAUUUGUGUUAUGGACUUGGAGGUGGGGGGUGGGAUAACAUUUGGGUUG